Serendipita indica DSM 11827 is the source of this 1035-nucleotide messenger RNA. The record is from the annotation of a GenBank genome assembly. Lineage: Eukaryota; Fungi; Basidiomycota; Agaricomycetes; Sebacinales; Serendipitaceae.
AUGAGUGGUAUCAAGGACCUGGUAUUAACCUACGAUAUUGCAUGUCAGUAUCGUCGGAACUUCAGACUCGCUUCAACAACCUUGCCGCCUUCUUACGCCUCCCACCACAUCUUCGAAUCAUCUUCCUGGUGCCCCAAAUUUCACCUUCCAGCUCACAAGGAAGAAUGCCGUUAUCGAUAUUCACUCAACUACUGCAAGAAGGUCGGGCGUACAGAUGGGGAAGCCAUCGAAAGACUGUGGAGUGCCCUUAAUCACUUAUCAGGAAGCACAUCUCGCAUGACGCCUGGAGGAAGAAUGGAUAACCUCAAUUUCCACUUGAACUAUUGGAACUGGCGGAAGACAUGUAAAAUGGGUACUACACUCUCAAAGAGGUUACAAAAUACCCGGGAAAUGCUAAUUCAGCACCAAACAUUGCUUGCCGAUCUGCGGGCGAGUAUUGGAGAGGCAAAGGCUGCAGAAUGGUCUGAGCUUGAAGAUCAUUACAAUAUAGACCAGGAAGGUCGAUCUAUAUAUCAGACACUAGCAGACCAAGCUCCCACCCGUGCUGAAAUAAUUCAGAAACUUACACGUUUUGAUGCUCUGCUACCACCCCUGGCCCUCGAGAAUGCAGAUGGUUAUCCAGCACUGGCUUUUUGGGUGAAUGACGGCCUCGAUUUGGAGGAAUAUCAGAAGAGGCUAGAGAUACAUUCACAAUCGAUCACAACAGAGCGGCAGCGCAUUGAGCUCAACCAGAAACGUGUCGCAUUAGCCGACAGGAUCAACGACUGGAAAGCGCGUACUCCGCUAGAUAUACAUGACGAGGAAGAUGAGGAGGAUGAUCCCGCGCUCCUGAGCAAUGGACUUCCCAUCCCUUCAACGCUCCUCGGAACGAACAACUUGCAAUUCCUCGACAGGUUGAGAAGGAGCUACGAGAAGCGCAAGCGUUUGACUAUUUACGCGCUCUCCGCACUGGACUUGCAGAGGAGAUCGCACUUUUACGUGACAGGGAUCGCCAUCAGCACGGAUAUGACGCGAACUUACGCUCCAGAUCACUGA